AUGGCACAGGCUGAAAACGCGUGUCGGUGAGUAGUUAUUGUCUGAAAACGGAAAAGUGAAAAGGAAAAGGGGCAAAGAGUGAAAUUUCAGUCGAAGAAGGACAAGGAAGUCGCAGCAGUAAGUUACCUUUGUCCCACCGAACCGCUCUUUUCCCUUGUUCAAAAUGCACCAAGUCGACCCCUUUCGCUCGCUUUUCCCCUUCCGAAUUCUGUCGCAUUCCAGACUGAAACUUCUGCGUGCUGAUGUUCCGGUUGAUUUAUUACCCGCCGGAUGCUCUCCCACUGACCUCCAACCAGCUGUAAACGUGAAAGAGAAGAUUGAAGUGAAUGGUGAGUGCACCGGAAGAACGGAUAUCUGCGGACGCAUCAAUGUUCUUGCAGGCGAAUCGCGGCUCGUCCAAAAGAAGAAAACACUCUAUCCGGAAUGGGAAAAGUGCUGGGACACUGCGGUGGCGGAUGGACGCAUCCUGCAGAUAGUGCUCAUGUUCAACCAGACACCGGUCGUCGAAGCCACGAUGCGACUGGAAGUACGUGAGAGACUCGGCGCGUCCCUCAGGGAAACAUCUUCUCCCCGCGCACUUUUUCGGGUCCACCGCCAUUUGUUCAGCUUCAACAAAUUUCGUGUUUAUGGCCGAGCAACGACGGCCGCCACGAAUUAUUACCCCUUCGGAUUUCUGGUGUUUGAAAGUUUAGGGAGCACGAGAGAUGACGACGUUUUCUUUAUCGUUUCCCCGAACGUGUCAGUGCCUUUCAGUCAUCUCACGACGCCUCUUUCUCUCAUUUCGUUUCCUAUUUGGACGGCUGAAAGGCUCUAAGAAGUCGAAGGUCACCCGAACAGAUUCCAUUCCAAAGUGCUUCAGAAAGACGGGGGAAAAUUUGCCCAUCGCCGCCAGUCAGUUGUUGUUCUUUCGGUUUGGCCUCGUAAACCUCAGUCCACAAUUAUCCGCCCAUGUGAGCCCCUUGAAGAAUGGAGAACUCUCCGCUUCUGACGUACUGAAAUUCCGUUUCUGUUUCAAAGUGGGCGUGUCUUUCCGACUAGGGCUCUUUCGCCUCCUUGAAUUUCCUUUGGUCCUUGGCUUCGUUUCUCCCAAAGUUCUCCUAUUUUUAUUCCGAAUGACCGAAGUUCUGAACGACAUCUAUGAGGCGAUUCGUCUUCUUAUCAAGGUGAGAUUAUGAGCCGCUUCUCGAUUAAAACUUUUAGAACACUGAGUAGUGAGUCAGAUUUCGGUUCGACCUGCUUAAAACGAAUUAUUCGGAAGAUGAGUGACUUCUCAAAACACAAGUGCAACACGGGCAAUCGUCGGCCCGGUCCUCCCCCACUUCCCAACUUUUUCUCCUUCUCCUUCUCCUUCUUCUUCUUCUUCCCCAUUGUCCCUCGGGGCGAAUUCAAGCCUUUGCCUUUUUAUCCGUCGCUUAUCCGGGCAAAGUCGAAGAGUCCUCCAGCUCCUCCCACUCCUCAUCCUCCCUUUUUUCCCGUUUUUGAUAUGCUAUUUGUGUGCUCUUCUCACAAAAACGAAAAGAAGACGGAGAAAAAGUGGGAAACGACAAGUAUGAGGUUGAAGAAUAACGGAGGAAAAAGUUCGAAAAACACGAAAAGCGGGGCGGCGAUUUUCAUAAACCUGCGCUUCUGCUCAAGGAUAAAACUUAACGCUUUUCGCCUCAGGGCAAUGUUUUGUCCAGCAAAUUUUCGCCUCGUUUUCAUAUUAUUUCUCGCCUCUUACGGCCGGAGCGACGCCUCGCAAAACAACUCCACGUUCCGGCCGUUUCUCGCCACUUUUUUGUUUUUUCGGUUUUCCGAAACACGCCUACUGUAGUGAAUCGCUUUGUGAAAAGGCACGUGUAAAGGGAUGGCAAACGGAAGACAAUAGUCUCCUGGAAACCCUUUUUAUUCCUGUUCUUCUCGCUCUCUGAGUGUUCACUUCUCGAGACGGAGCGCGUGAAUUUUUUAUCAGUUCUCUAAAGAAUAAAGACUUUUGAGUUGCUAGGCAGGAAUUACCCCCCGAAUCGUUGCCGUUAAAACCACCAGAAUUUCGUGUUCCUCCGAGAGUCCUCUGUUCCCUGGAAUAAAACUGGUAACCAUGGGCGGCCCAUUCUCAUCCAUAACUCAUAGCCUCCUCCACGUCACACUCCCAAAUUCAGUUCUUCUUUCCGAAUGUCGCGAAACGCACACAAAACGGAGCUGACUGAGGAGUCGGCGGUCGAAAUUGAAUUUCGGUUCGAAAAACAUACGCGCGCAUUUCUGCCCCGUUUGCCUCCGAAUUCGGCGACGACGACGACGGCGGCGGCGUCUGACUCAAAUCAGAGGAAACUCAGUCGUGUAUCUGCUUCUUUUCAGGACAUCAUCUCAAAAUGCAAAAGCGACGCGAUCACACACAUCUGGAUCAACACUAAGCCAAACGGAAGGAUUCUGGCCCAAACACGACACCUCAAGAAUGCACGUGAGUUUGCGGAAAAGUCGCACGGUGUGUUCACAGAAAGGAGAAAACACCCUGAUUUGCAUCAGAAUCGCUUUUUGAUUUCUCCUGAGAAAGUCAUAGUUGGGGGUGCCUUGCAGUCGAAACGCCGCUAUUCGUUCGUCAAAUGCGAGUGAUAUCUUUCUUAACUUUCCGUGCACGUCAUCGUAUUCUGGAGCACCACUUCUCCCGCCACGUCAUUAAAUUACACCCAUGAUGUGAUCGUCUUUUCAAAGAAAAAGUGGUAUAAAGGACUGGUGCUCCGACGUGUUUCCUUCCGAACUCUCCGUGAUCUCGCGUCACAAAUCGGAAAGUGAUACCUCCGUCCAUCCAUUAGGCCUCCUGUUUCGAUCGAAGGCAAUCUUGAGCUCAAGAACUUUUCUUUCUCUUUUCCUUCUUUCUCUUUUUGCUGUCAAAAAGAGAUUAAAUGCAAACAAAGCACGUCAGACGACCUCUUCUUUCGGAAUUAAUCAAAACCUCAUUCGCCACACCAAAAAUGCAAUAAACUGUAGAUGGGAGCCUCGAAUGCUCCUUGCCCGCAUUCGGUCUCUUUGACCUUUUGAGAUGAUGUGUGGCUGUUGCAAAACGUGCUUCUUCUCCCCGAGAGGUAAGCCAGUCACAGGACGAAAGUAUGCAAAUCUCGGUGCGUCCCCGUCGCGCCCAUUUCCCACAACCCAAGGUGCCAAUCUGUCGUUUCUAAUUUGCAUUUUCCAACCAACUUGGGCCCGCCUGCUACACUCUUCCGCACACAAUCUUUUCUUCCUCUUUUUGCCCCUUUAUUUGGUCAUUUGGCCAUAAUGCUCUGAAAGGUUACGGUAGCUGGGCGGAGCAUUCAGAUUGAACAUUCAAUCUCGCGUUUCCGUUUUAGUUUUGAUAUGCUCAUUUUGUCAUAGUUACAACAACAAAAAACGGGACAGUGCUCGGCCCCUUCCUUUCCAUUCACUUUUGGUCCGACUGUACGGAAUCCGAAGAUCGCCAUUCAUGUCAAGUCCGUUCGAAAUUCGCCCAAAAGCAGGUAUUAGAGAAACGAAAACAGGGGUCACGCAGAUGACGUCACACUGCCUGAAUCUCCCAGUGUAUAACUGUCAACCGGUUUCGUAGCAUUUGCUGCGAAUCUCUAAUUACCGCACUAUUUCGGUGGCGGCGUUUCCUUCGGUCGACCGAUUCUCUAAAUGUUUUGUGCUUCUUAAUUUUGCGAAGACGAAGAGACACAACAUCUUCCCCUCCUUCUUCGUCUUCUUCUUUGUCGUUGCCUGCCAUUGGCGGCCGCCAACUUGGCCAAUUUCUUUUGGCGCUCCUCCCGAUUUUUAGGCCCAACUAAUGACUCCUCCCCCUUAAUCCUGUUGGCUGCCUUCCGAAGUGUUUGAGUUUUGGCCUAGGCACUCACUGAGAAGCACAACUUGUCAGACAACAAUCUUCAUUUCGAUUUUAUUUCAGCGGAUGACGAUCACCCUGUAGAAGACAUCAUGACGUCUAGAAGCAACUCCGGUCCAGGCCUGCAGCGCCGUAGAGGUAAGACUGCACAGCGAUGCGGAGGAACGAACAAACUUUUAUUAUUCUCUUUCAGGAGCCAUAAAACAUGCGCGUGUGCACGAGAUUCGCGGCCAUCAGUUCGUGGCCACCUUCUUCAGACAACCGCACUUUUGCUCGCUUUGCUCCGAUUUCAUGUGGGGUCUCAACAAGCAGGGCUAUCAAUGUCAGCUCUGUUCGGCCGCCGUCCACAAAAAAUGCCACGAGAAAGUGAUAAUGCAAUGCCCGGGAAGUGCAAAGAACACAAAGGAAACCAUGGUGAGAACUCUUCCCCUUCCCCAAAAAAGAUCUCAAUUAUACUCUCUUCAGGCUCUCAAAGAGCGCUUCAAAGUGGAUAUUCCGCAUCGUUUUAAAACGUACAACUUCAAGAGUCCCACUUUCUGCGACCACUGCGGCUCUAUGCUUUACGGGUUGUUCAAGCAAGGCUUACGCUGUGAUGGUGAGUUAUCAAUUCAGUCGCCAGAAUACGGAAUGCGUCCACCAUCGCUUCCCGUCUACAUUCAUCUUCCUCACUGAUACUAUUUCAGUAUGCAACGUGGCGUGCCAUCACAAAUGUGAACGACUCAUGUCCAACCUGUGUGGAGUGAACCAAAAACAGCUCAGCGAGAUGUACCACGAAAUCAAGCGAGGCACCCAUUCGACUGCCAGCUGUCCCCCGAACAUUGCCAACUUGCACAUCAACGGAGAGUCGAAGAACAACGGAAGUCUCCCAAACAAACUGAAGAACCUGUUCAAGUCGCAUCAGUACAGUGUGGAGGAGCAGAAGGAAACCGACGAGUAUAUGGACAAUAUCUGGGGAGGCGGCGACGGACCAGUCAAGAAGUUUACAUUGCCGCACUUCAACAUGCUCAAAGUGCUCGGAAAGGGAUCGUUCGGAAAGGUUAUACUGGUCGAACUGAAGGGAAAGAACGAAUUCUACGCGAUGAAGUGUCUGAAGAAGGACGUGAUUCUGGAGGACGACGACACGGAAUGCACUUACAUCGAACGGCGAGUACUCAUCCUCGCCAGUCAGUGUCCCUUCCUCUGUCAGUUGUACUGCUCCUUCCAGACAAACGUAAGCACUAAUUUCUGACUUUAAAACAUAAACCAUCUAUUGAUUGUAGGAAUACUUGUUCUUCGUGAUGGAAUACUUGAAUGGCGGUGAUCUGAUGCAUCACAUUCAGCAGGUCAAAAAGUUCGACGAAGCACGCACCCGAUUCUACGCCUGCGAGAUUGUCGUCGCUCUUCAGUUCCUUCACUCGAACAACAUUAUUUACCGGUGAGUGAUUGUGUAACUUUCAGAUUAUCAAAUGUUCGUUUUGCAGUGAUCUCAAACUCGAUAACGUGCUUCUCGAUUGUGACGGACACAUUAAACUGGCCGAUUUCGGAAUGGCCAAGACCGAAAUGAACAGAGAGAACGGAAUGGCGAGCACUUUCUGCGGAACGCCCGACUACAUCAGUCCGGAGAUCAUCAAGGGACAACUCUACAACGAAGCGGUCGACUUCUGGUCUUUCGGAGUGCUCAUGUACGAGAUGCUCGUCGGCCAGUCGCCGUUCCACGGAGAAGGAGAGGACGAGCUGUUCGAUUCGAUCCUCAACGAACGGCCCUACUUCCCGAAGACCAUCUCGAAGGAGGCGGCCAAAUGUCUGUCGGCUCUGUUCGACCGCAACCCGAACACCCGUCUCGGAAUGCCUGAAUGUCCGGACGGUCCCAUCCGACAGCACUGUUUCUUCCGGGGAGUCGACUGGAAACGAUUCGAGAACAGACAAGUUCCUCCGCCGUUCAAACCGACUAUCGUGAGUUCACCCCUCGUUUCCCCUUUAGCUUCUCAUUCUUCACUUUUCAGAAAUCCAAUUCGGAUGCUUCGAACUUUGACGACGAUUUCACAAAUGAGAAGGCGGCGUUGACGCCGGUGCACGACAAAAAUCUCCUGGCGUCGAUCGAUCCGGAGGCGUUCCUCAACUUCUCCUACACUAAUCCCCAUUUCUCAAAGUAG
Caenorhabditis sp. 36 PRJEB53466 is the source of this 5958-nucleotide messenger RNA. NCBI's taxonomy places the organism in Eukaryota, Metazoa, Nematoda, Chromadorea, Rhabditida, Rhabditidae. The record is from the annotation of a GenBank genome assembly.